GUUGCUAAGAUCUUAACUACUUCUAGAAUGGGAGAAGGCUCAGCACCACGGACAGAUCCUCUCUCGCUCUCCCUCUCUCCCUCCCUCUCUCCCUCUCUCCCUCUAUCUCUCUAACUGUCUCUUCCGGACGCACACUCGGCAGCUGGCUGCUAUACAGCUCCUCCCUCCUGUGUGUUGGCUCUGCCGAACAAAGAUCCUUGGACGUGCACAGUUUCGCUGAAGAGCACUUUUCUCCCCCUAAACAACCAGACGGACAAUCGAGGCGUCAGUUAUUCCAUAUCGACCUGAGAGAAGGGAGUUAAGGUGUCGGAUAAGGUCUCCAACAAUCCUUCACCCCCCCCAAAUCUCUGUCAGCGAUGGAGACUUGGGCUGGCUUCUGCCCAGGCUUGCACUUAUCUCUGGGUAUCUGGGUGAUGAUAGCCGCUCAUACCCUACAAAAUGCCAAGGCGGAGAUAACUUGCGCAUCUUGCACGUCGCCAGUUCAACUUCACCUGGAGGAAUUACAGCUGGGGAUGCGCACUGACCCGAGAGAGGAGCCGGGCACCCUAAAACACAUCCGAGUAGAGUUUAGGGAACUCGGGGUUACCGACCAAAAUACUGGAGUGGACGACGGCCAUCAGGCAGCUGUUUCGGUCGAGGAUGUCCCCCAGUUCCCUCAAGAUGUCAGUUUGGAUGGAGUUAGUGCAAAGGAAGAUGCGCCAGGGUCCAGUGAAGAAAGUCACCGCGGCAGUGAUAAGGCAGGGGAUCCCGAGACCGGCGAGGAUGCUGCGCUCCGGAGAACGAAGAGAAGCGGUCCGGAGUUUGCCGAGUUCAAUGAGAACGGGUGGGCCGGCCGGACUGGCAUGGAUACGGGCGCUCCGGAGGAUCGAGGCUCGUUGUUAGACGGACACAGCCAGGGCAGGUCCGAGUUCAGAUGGAACAGGGACGAAGGGAAAGGGAAUAUCCGGCAGGAUGAGCCCAAGCUCACCAGCAGCACUUUCGCCCUGACUGGGGACUCUGCGCAUAACCACGCGGUGGUCUACUGGUCGGGGCAAAACAGCAGCGUGAUCCUGAUUCUAACCAAGCUGUACGACUUUCAUAUUGGCAGCGUCACUGAGAGCACUCUUUGGAGAUCUACUGACUACGGCUCCACGUACGAGAGAAUGAAUGACAAAGUCGGAUCCAAGACUGUCCUGAGUUACCUGUACGUCUGUCCAACUAACAAGAGGAAGAUUAUGGUGUUGACAGAUCCGGAGUUUGAGAGCAGUGUGCUCAUCAGCUCUGAUGAGGGAGCCAGUUACCAGAAGUACCGCCUCACUUUCUACAUCCUGAGCCUUUUAUUCCACCCCACUGAAGAGGAUUGGGCCUUAGCCUACAGUCAUGACCAAAAGUUGUACAGCUCGGUGGACUUUGGAAGAAAAUGGCAGCUCAUCCACGAACACGUCACUCCGAACAGAUUCUACUGGUCUGUCUCGGGCCUAGACAAGGAGCCAGAUCUGGUCCACAUGGAGGCUCAUACACCAGAUGGAAAUGUGCAGUAUGUCACAUGCAGAGCUCAGAUGUGCACAGAAGCUAACAGGAACUACCCAUUCCCUGGAUACAUCGACAUCAGCUCUUUGGUGGUUCAAGAUGACUACAUAUUCAUACAGGUUCCUACAUCAGGACGAGCCACCUAUUAUGUGUCCUACAAGAGAGACUCAUUUAUACAAACCAAACUACCCAAAUAUUCCCUGCCCAAGGAUUUACACAUUGUCAGCACUGAUGAGAAGCAGGUAUUUGCGGCGGUGCAGGAGUGGAACCAGAAUGACACCUAUAACCUCUACCUGUCUGACACCAAAGGGAUCUACUUCACCUUGGCCAUGGAAAAUGUCAAGACCACUAGGGGCAUCGGGGGGAACCAGAUGCUGGACCUGUACGAGGUGGCAGGAAUUAAAGGCAUGUUGAUUACUAACAAGAGGCAAGACAACCAGGUCAAGACCUACAUCACCUACAAUAAAGGCCGGGACUGGAGGCUCCUGCAGGCUCCUGCUACUGACCUAGAUGGAAAUGACAUUCACUGCAUACUGCCUUUCUGUUCACUCCAUCUCCAACUGCAAAUGUCAGAGAACCCUUACUUGUCAGGAACAAUCUCCACCAAGAGCUCUGCACCAGGGAUCAUAGUUGCCACAGGAAAUAUUGGAGCAGAGCUGUCUUAUAACAACGUUGGCAUGUUCACGUCAUCUGAUGCUGGCAAUAGCUGGAGACAGAUUUUUGAAGAGGAGCACAAUGUGUGGUUUCUGGACAAAGGAGGGGCCCUUGUCGCUGUCAAACAGCCAUCUGUGCCAACCAGACACUUGUGGGUCAGCUUUGACGAGGGGAGGCAGUGGACCCAACACAGCUUCUCCUCUGUGCCUCUGUUCGUGGACGGAGUCUUGGUGGAGGCUGGGGCCGAAAACCAAAUCAUGACCUUUUUUGGACACUUCAGCCACCGUUCUGAAUGGCAGCUCAUCAAGAUAGACUACAAGUCCAUCUAUAGCAGGAAAUGCACAGAGGAAGACUAUCAAACCUGGCACCUACACAACCAGGGUGAGCCAUGUGUGAUGGGACAAAAACAAAUUUACAUGAAGCGCAGGCCUGGAAACUACUGCAUGCUGGGAAAUGACUACUCCAGAAUCCUCUCAGCUGAGUCCUGUAUUUGCCGAGCUCAUGAUUUUGAAUGUGAUUAUGGAUAUGAGCGGCGAGGCGACGGGAACUGCCGGCCUGCUUUCUGGUUCAAUCCCUCCACCGUCUCCAGAAGCUGCAGCCAGGGUCAGAACUACCUCAACAGCACAGGAUACCGUAAAGUGGUGUUGAACAACUGCACUAAAGGAGUUAAAGAAAUGUACACGGCCAGAAAGCAGCAGUGCCCCAACAGACCUCCUAAAGGACUCCUGCUGACCACCAAAGACGGCAAACUCACUGCCAAGCUGGGCAGCAACGUCACCUUCCUGGUGCAUCUGGAUGAGGGUGACUCUAUGCGAACCAACAUCCAGCUGGAUUUCGGCGACGGCACAGCCGUGUCCUACUCCAACCUGAGCUGGACCGAGGAGGGGAUCAAACACGCCUACAAGUCUGCUGGAAUAUUCCGUGUCACAGCGCUGGCAGAGAACACGCUGGGCUAUGACACCACGACACUCUUCCUGCAUGUCACAUGUCCAGUGGAGCAUGUCCAGCUUCUCGCUCCCUUCGUGGUCAUAAGAAACAAGGAGGUGAACAUCUCAGCAGUGGUCUUACCCAGCCACUCACGUACUGUCACUUACUUCUGGUGGUUGGGCAACAAUACUGAGCCAGUGAUAACGCUGGACGGGAGUAUCUCAUACACCUUCCCCAACGAGGGAAUGCACACCAUCACAGUCCAAGUGGCUGCAGCCAACACCAUACUGCAGGAUACCAAGACCACAGCAGUCAAAGAAUUCUUCAAAUCUCUACUUUUAUCUUUCUCCCCUAAUCUGGAUGAGUUCAACCCCGACAUACCCGAGUGGAGACAGGAUGUGGGGAGUGUAAUUAAGAAGGCUCUGCUCCAAGUGUCUGACUUCCCGGAGGAUCAGCUCUUGGUGGCUGUACUCCCAGGAGUUCCAACAGCUGCUGAGCUCUUCCUGUUACCUCACAAGAACCAAUCAGAGGGCAAGAAAAAGAGUGAGGAGGAGCUAGAGCAGGUAUCUGAUAUAAUUGUAAGCGCGCUGAACCAAAAUUUGGUUGAGUUCGAGCUCAAGCCUGGUGUAAGAGUGAUUGUGUACAACACACAGUUAACAUUGGCACCCUUGGUGGAUUCCAACCCCAGACACAGCAGCUCAGCCAUGCUGAUGCUCCUAUCAGUGGUGUUCCUGGGCCUAGCUGUGUUCCUCAUCUACAAAUUCAAGAGAAAAAUACCUUGGAUCAACAUAUAUGCUGAGGUGAACCAGGAGAAAGAGCAGGAGAUGAUUGGCUCUGUGGGCCAGGGUGACAGCACACCUAAAAUCACUCUGAGUGAGUUCUCCACAUCCAAAGAACUUAUGGAGAAGGAACUGGAUGCCAUGGUCAAAAGGGGAGUUGGAAAUGCCUGCGAGAGCACAAGGGAGAUUCCAAACUGUACUAGCGUGUAAAGCCGGAGAGCAACAGUUUAUGUACAGAAAGUAUUACAGUGUCGGGGGUUCUCUUUUUCUGUUUUGUAAUUCUCCACACAACUGAUGUUAAUAGUUUUCUAAGGGACCUCAUUUAUACAGACUUGCACGGAUGCCUCGUUCAACAACAUCCAUGCAGCAAAUGUCAAUUUACUCAAUGAGAUCAUUGUAAUUACUGACAAAACGUAUUCAGUUUUGUGGAUGUAUAAGCUACAUAUCGAUUCAUUUGCAGAGUGAAAUAUCUUUCGUCAAAACCUAUGAAGAGUUAUGUAAAAAGGAGUUUGCUUUGAAAAUCAUUUCUGCCUAUAUAUAGACUAUAAUGUCUGAGUCUUCAGUCAAACAGGGAAUAUUAUUGAAAUGUACAAUAUUAUCAUCUGUUUUGUCAAAUGUAUAUAUUAUUACUUUAUACAUGCUCGUCGUCGGCGUACCAUGGCAACGACAGAAGCUCUGACAAUGGUCUGUUUUUGAAAGUGUGUUAAAAAGUCAAACAUUACUUAAAAAAAUCAACUUUGUUUUGCUAAUGUCCUUGACUUGUGCAUGUUCUUAUUAAGGACACGAUUUCUGUGUUGUAGAUAAGCAAGUGUUGUAAAUAGUUAUUUUCUAAUCAUUCUUCAUAAGAGCGCAAUCGAUUUUGCCCAGGCCUCUGUUUUGCUCUCAUUUUCUUCAGUUACUGUUGGGUGAUAUGUUCCUUGUAGAAAAGGUUUAUCUGUUAAUGCUGGUAGAACUGUAUUGGCAUAUUACAGUUUAACUUCCCUCCAUUUCCCUGGAAAUUAUAUGAAAAGGAUCAACAUGAACAUGAUCAUGUUCAAUAUGUUUUAUAUUUUCAUUAGACAUGAUAGAUAUUCAGACAUUUUUACAUAGAUGACAGUUUUUAAACCAUCUGAACAAAACAAGUGUGCAAUUUGCAAUUAAUGCACUUUGCCAUUGGCAUCACUGCAUUGCAUUCUGCCUGUAAGACAAUGACUGAUAUUUCUGAUUUGGCCUGAGAACAAAAGCUAAAUCAGGUAUUAUAUUGUGGCUACCAGUGAUCAAAUUCACAAUAUUCACAUGUUGGGAGAAACAUGAUGACAUUCAUUCCAAAAUAUAAAAUAUGAUAUUAUAGUUUAUGUGUACAUCCUCUAAAACACCAGUAGACCUAGGGUUGGGUUCCAAUAGCUGAUUCCAUUUUGGGUUCACUUCCUGUUUGGCAAUAUACCCAAAUUUGCUAAGCUCUGACGCUAAUGAAUAUCUUAUUAAACCUUUUUAUCUUUGAUCCCCCUUUUUAGCCAUGAUAGUGGCAUGACUCUAUGGAUGGUAAUGUUGGUCUGUUGUCAAUCAAUCAGUCCAUUUACAAUAUUGAAAUAUCCAACAACUUUUGGAUGGAUUGAUAUAAAAUUUUGUACAGACAUUCUUUGCGCCCUAAGAUGGUGAACAUGGUUAACAUUGCACCUGUUAAACAUUAGCAUGUUAACAUUAUAAUUGCGAGCAUGUUAGCAUGCUAUCGUUAGCAUUUGGUUCAAAGCAGCUGUGCUAAGUAGAGCUUCACAGAGCCGCUAGAAUGGCUGUUGACUCUUAGUCUCGUUCUUGUUUAUUACCUAGCAAGAGUAAUGUACAGAAUAUUUAGUUAACAUCAGCAGGCUUCUCAUCUUUAGCUGGAUCUGGCCAUUGCUUUCACCAGUGGAAAUGGCAAACAUCACUGGUUACAUCACAGAUUAUAUCUGCGGAAGCUUAUUAAUGUAACUCGACAACAGGUUGUUACCUCUUUACAAUUGUGGCUUGACUGUGUUUUUGUAGCUCAACAAGACGAGGAGAGUGGUGACUCUUUUCUACUGAAACAAUAUCACUAUUUUAAGCUUGUAAACUUAAUAAUUAUGAAUUGGGACCUCCAAUAUCUCAACCAAGUAGCUUGUAAAAAGUAAGGUGUGCAAAGUAAGUAGGUUACACCCAUUAUUUCAAUGCGUCUGAUACAUUUCAAUCAACAUUUCAUAUCUUCUGCUACUCAUCUCAUUUUCAGGUCACUACAGGUUGUGAAUAGUAAAGGUGGGGUCAGCGAUUCUAAUCCGAUACACUUUUUGUUAAAUUCAGCGAAUAUCUCCUCGCGGUCCGCUGGCUGCCCGUUCUGUGUGCGCGCUGAAUAAAAAUCCGGUGUUUGUACACGGCCCUGGCUCUGUAAAUGGGAAACACACAAAGUGGCUCCGACCGAGCUACACAACACUAUUCCAGCCAAUCAGCAACAGGGGGCAUUCAUGCUCGCACUGCAGGUCGCCAGGUUCCCGGUUGCUGGAACCAGUUGCACUCCGACCUCUGCCUCUUCCUCUGCUUCUGCCGGCUAUACUCUGCCUCUCCCACGUCCUCGCCCACAAGGGACGGAGCUAUUUAAAGGAGCUAUAAGUGAUGUUCAGUGCCUCUAUGCCUCAGCCGGCAGCCGCGGAAUGGGCUGCAAUGGCUGCUGUGGAUAAAUGCGCCGUUAAAGUAUGUCCACUAAAAGUGCUUGUUUUUGCCACUGACAGGCUCAGAUUUUUAUUCUAAGUGUCUGACAGCAUUAUGGAAAGGGUUGCUACAGAGACAGACCUUUUUGUUAAACAGUAAGAUCCUUUUUGUUUAACCAGAAACAGCCAUUUCGUCACUCUCGCUCGCCACCAGACUCCGUGAAAAAAACUAGAAUUUUACCUUGCAGACCAUCGUUAAGCACACUUCAUUCAAAAUAAAUCUCACCAAAACCAUCUUUGUUAGUCUUUCCAACAAUCACCAACAAUGGUUUGGUCGAAAUAAAUCCUUAAUUCACCGCGUCGGAUGAGAAAAACAACAGUUCCCCUCACAGACGAACAGUUUCACAAGAGGGACUCACAUGCACGGCCGGUGCAGCUGUUUAAUCAAAGCACAGAGAGGCUGCGAUAACAACACAGGCAGAGGCAGUGUGACGUCAUUUCCUGCUCAGGACGCCAUCACUCCACUUUAUCUUUACAUAGCAAAUGGUUGUUUGCUGCUAUAUUAAUGUACAGAAUCAAAUUUAAAGAACCUUUAAGGCUAAUUGAGGCUAAUUUUACCCUCGGGCAGCAGACGCUCUACAUUCUGCCAUAUUGCCCAGUUGUUAAUGUUGUUAAUUUGGGGGGGGGGCGGAGCUUCUGAAGGAGCACUGAAGGGAAGGGUGCAUUUGUUUGGCUGUUGAGUUCAAAUAUUAACAACCUUUCUCUAGAAUCGGAGACCCCGCCUUUUAAUUAGACUUCCUCUAAAUCUGCAGUGUUUCUGCCUUCUCAGCUAACAAAAGGUGGCUACAGAUCUAAACUGAAUCUUUGAGUUUUAAUUAUUUAUGAAUGUAGUUACUUGCACAUGUUAAAGGCUACACCUAAUGCGAUUAAAGCCAAUCUCUAAGUAGGCCUAGGUAUUUUAGAGGAUAAAACUUUGCUUUCGUUAUAUUGAAUAUAGAACAUCAAAAAUGCUUAAUGAUCAAAUGUAUUAUCUCAUUAUUAUUUUUUUCAUGAGUGGAUAUAACAGUAACUUGGAAUGAACCCCUUCACUGCAGUGUUUCUUACUUGGACCUAUGCUCAGGGUUUUAUGCUCCAUGCAGCUUGAAGAGUGUAUUUGUUAGUUGUCACAGAACGUCAUGAUAAUUUGCUCUCUGCUCCUUCUGCCACUGUCUUUAUAUGGCAAAAAAUAGUCUCACAAAAUGUUUUGUUUUCAUUUGACAAAACCAGAAUAUUGUCUCCAUAAGAGAACUGGAACAGUUUGUAUUUAUUUAACCAACUAACGGUGCACAGAAAGAGCAGAUAUCGAGCUGAGUUGAUGUAAUUAAUCCACUCUCUCUGGUACAUCAGGGUUCUUUCCCAACCCAACACCUGACUCCCUGCUUUCCGUUUAGUUUGAAAUGAGGGAGUAGCGUCCUCCCAGCAUGCAACUCUGCACCAGUGCUGUGCUGUCCGGUCCUUCAAAAGAGAAGUGGCUCAAGUUGACUCCUGUCGGCCCCCCUGGCAUUCAGCAUGACGAUAAUCAGAGAAAGCUGGACAGCUGAGCAGAGGAUGACCCAUGCAGAGUUUUCCCACAAUGCUCAGCUCAAGUAAACAGCACUUGCAGGAGAAGAGAGAGGGGCAGGGGAACACUGCACAAAGAUAUAAGCUGUCACAUCACAUAUGCGUUACGUCAGACAGAGCGUUCUCUUCUAAAACCAAACAGCCAAGCCAAGCCGUGUUACUGCAGACAGAAUACACAAUACAACAAAGAUUGGUUUAUAGCUUUGUUGUAUUCAACACAUGUCAUAAGCAAAGGGUUGUUUGCUUGGCUGGAUUUUGUUUGGGUGGGGGCUUUGAUGGUAUCACUUUGUUCUGAUUCCCAUUAGCAAAACAGGAUUAGGAGAAACAGGAAAAGAAAUAUCAAAAAGUUUGUGCUGAGCACAGCUCAAAUCAUACUUUCAUUGUACUUUUUUUUUUUUUUCUGUUUUUGCUCUUGGAGCCUUUGAAAUUGUAAAGAAUGUAUGGUGACUACACUGGUUCAUAAGCAGGGCAUAAUGCUUUGUAGCAGCUGUUGCUGGGAAAAGACUUGGCAUUCCAUACAAAACUGUAAAGAAAGAAUAGCUACUAAAACUGUUGUGCUUUAUAUCUGCACAGACAUGUUGGAACUGUCACCAGUAAAAGAACCUCAUACACUUUGGGUAAUUUCCUGGUGUUUAUUCCCUCAUUAUUCAUUCAAUCACCACAAUGAUCACUGGAAAUUGCUGUCUCAUCUGAUAUCUUAAAUGCCACAUUAUUCUAAGAAACAGACCUCCGGGGGAAUCCAUACUUGAAAAAUGAAAGAGAUUCUAGCAUUGUAAUGUUCUUCAGUGCACAAAAAUCUACAAUGCAUGCAUCAUCUGUAAUGUUCUGUUUCAUCUUUAUUUCGAUAUUUCUACGAUAAAGAAACUGUCAUUUUGAAAUUGUUUCAAAUAAAUGUAUUUUUGUACAUCAA
Messenger RNA from Siniperca chuatsi (mandarin fish), 9014 nucleotides. RefSeq names its product sortilin related VPS10 domain containing receptor 3 (gene sorcs3a). The record is from RefSeq and is a predicted model, not a curated record. Lineage: Eukaryota; Metazoa; Chordata; Actinopteri; Centrarchiformes; Sinipercidae. Bases 357 to 4079 code for a protein of 1240 amino acids. Gene Ontology annotation, molecular function: protein binding. The transcript has 27 exons. Gene Ontology annotation, cellular component: membrane.